CAACAUUGUCCUGCUUUGUUCGAGGGAUAGAAAGCGUCGCACUUGUCUUCGAUGAAGCGUGCAUGAAACCAGGCAAUGUCCACCAUGGUGUACCCACGUGAAGAAGCCCUGGAGAGACUGAGCCAGGAUGAGAUUGUCCUCAACACUAAGGCUGUCAUGCAGGGCCUGGAGACCCUGCGCGGGGAACACGCCCAGCUUCUCAACUCACUGCUUGAUUGCACCCAGCCACCAAUCGCCCAGGAGAAGUCGGGGCUGCUCCGCAAGAGUCUGGAGGCCAUUGAGCUUGGCCUGGGAGAAGCACAGGUGAUCAUUGCCCUGUCCAGCCACCUGAGCGCCGUGGAGUCGGAGAAGCAGAAGCUUCGCGCUCAGGUGCGUCGGCUCUGCCAGGAGAACCAAUGGCUGCGGGAUGAGCUGGCAGGAACGCAGCACAAGCUCCAGCGCAGCGAGCAGAGCGUUGCCCAGCUGGAGGAGGAGAAGAAGCACCUGGAGUUCAUGAACCAGAUCAAGAAGUUUGACGAUGACGUGUCACCCUCGGAGGAGAAGAGCCAGAGUGCGGGUGGUGGUGGAGGAGGAGACACUUCAAAGGACAGUUUGGAUGACUUAUUCCCCAACGACGAUGACCAGGGAGCAGCCCAGCGCAGCGGAGAGGUGGCGGCCCAGCAGGGAGGCUACGAGAUCCCGGCACGCCUCAGGACUCUGCACAACCUGGUCAUCCAGUACGCCUCGCAGGGAAGGUACGAGGUGGCUGUGCCACUGUGCAAACAAGCCCUGGAGGACCUGGAGAAGACGUCUGGACACGACCACCCCGACGUGGCCACCAUGCUCAACAUCCUGGCCCUGGUGUACAGAGACCAGAACAAGUACAAAGAAGCAGCCCACCUCCUGAAUGACGCCCUGGCCAUCAGAGAGAAGACGCUGGGGAAGGAUCAUCCAGCUGUGGCUGCAACUCUCAAUAACCUGGCUGUGCUGUACGGCAAGAGGGGCAAGUACAAGGAGGCUGAACCCCUCUGCAAGAGAGCGCUGGAAAUCAGACAGAUGGUGCUGGGGCAAUACCACCCAGACGUCGCCAAGCAGCUGAACAACUUGGCUCUGCUGUGUCAGAACCAGGGCAAGUACGACGAGGUGGAGUACUACUACAGACGAGCCCUGCAUAUCUACGAGUCCAAACUGGGAGCCGACGACCCAAACGUGGCAAAGACCAAAAACAAUCUGGCCAUGUGCUACCUGAAGCAGGGCAAGUUCAAAGAUGCUGAGGUUCUGUACAAAGAGAUCCUGACCAGGGCACACGAGAAAGAGUUUGGAUCUGUCAACAAUGACAACAAGCCAAUCUGGAUGCAUGCAGAGGAGAGAGAAGAGAGCAAGGAAGCCCGCAAGGACUCUGCUGGACCAUACGUAGAGUAUGGGAGCUGGUAUAAGGCCUGCAAGGUGGACAGCCCCACAGUGAACACAACCCUCAAAAGCCUGGGAGCUUUGUACCGUCGCCAGGGCAAACUGGAGGCAGCAGAAACACUGGAGGAGUGCGCCAGCAAGUCACGUAAACAGGGAAUCGAUGCUAUUAACCAGAGUAAAGUGGUGGAGCUGCUGAAGGACGGGGGAGCUGGAGGGAGCAACAGACGACAAAGCAGGGAAGGAAUCAACGGACCAGGGGGACAGCGGGGGGAGAACGAAGGUGACGACUCCGCUGAGUGGAACGGGGAUGGUAGCGGGUCUCUGCGUCGCAGCGGCUCCUUCGGGAAGCUCCGUGAAGCUCUGAGAAGGAGCAGCGAGAUGCUGGUGAAGAAGCUGCAGGGGAGCGGACCUCAAGAACCUCGCAACCCAGGAAUGAAGAGAGCGAGCUCCCUCAACUUCCUCAACAAGAGCACUGAGGAGACCACACAGGACGCCAACUCCGGACUGUCAGACUGCAGGGGACUGAGCGCCAGCAACGUGGACCUAUCCAGACGCAGCUCCCUGAUUGGCUAGACAGCGACAGGAAGUGGGACUGAGGAGGCACAGAGCGGCCCGACGCGGAGAGGCUGGUUGCAGCUUGGUUUGAUCAAACAAACACACUUA
This is a messenger RNA of Seriola dumerili (greater amberjack), 2052 nucleotides long. It is a transcript of the gene klc2, whose product is annotated as kinesin light chain 2. NCBI's taxonomy places the organism in Eukaryota, Metazoa, Chordata, Actinopteri, Carangiformes, Carangidae. The coding region runs from base 76 to 1962 and encodes 628 amino acids. Gene Ontology annotation, biological process: microtubule-based movement. The transcript is spliced from 14 exons. The record is from RefSeq and is a predicted model, not a curated record. Gene Ontology annotation, molecular function: kinesin binding. Gene Ontology annotation, cellular component: membrane-bounded organelle; kinesin complex; cytoplasm.